AUGGAGACUCCAGACACAGACGGUGGAUAUAUACCUAUGCAGUCAGUACAAAGCUUUCGAUUGUCCCUGGAGGAAAGAGACGAAAAUAUAUACGAGAAUCCAAUGAAAUACCAGAAAUGCAGCUGGAUCAGUAAGGUGUGCCAGGUUGGGAAGCAGGAGUGGGGACACAUUCUGUGUCUGGGCCUGCCUUGUACCGUCCUAGUGGUGGUCAUUUUGUUGCUGGCCAAGAAUAACAUGCAAAGAGAUCAACUUCAACAGAACUACAUCAACUUGACGAGAGAGCGAGAGACACUGCAGAAAAAGCUCUACCAGCUGGACAAAAUUCAAAUAAACUUAACUGAAGAGAAAAAGAGACUACAAACAAACAUUUCUGAACUGGUGAUCCGUGAACAUAACCUCACUCACAUUAACAGAGAGUACAGAGAGAAGCUCUUUGGCAUGGGAUGGCAUUACUUCAAACCCUCCUGGUACUACCUGUCCACAUUGAAGAGGAACUGGAGUAGUAGCCGACAGUACUGCAUAGACAAAGGGGGAGACCUGGUGGUGAUAAACAGCCAGGAAGAACAGCUGUUUCUUGCUGAAUUGUCUGUGCUAGCCUGGAUUGGCCUCACUGAUACGGAUACAGAGGAUGUGUGGAGAUGGGUGGACAACACCAACCUAACCGAGACAUACUGGGCCAUAGAUCAGCCAAAUAAUCAUGAAGGUCAAGACUGUGUUGUGAUUUGGGACAGAACCAACCGUCUACAAACAUGGAAUGAUGAAAAAUGUGACAGAAAACUACAGUGGAUAUGCGAAAUCUGGUAA
This is a messenger RNA of Alosa alosa (allis shad), 804 nucleotides long. Its product is annotated as C-type lectin domain family 4 member E-like. Bases 1 to 804 code for a protein of 267 amino acids. Gene Ontology annotation, molecular function: carbohydrate binding. NCBI's taxonomy places the organism in Eukaryota, Metazoa, Chordata, Actinopteri, Clupeiformes, Clupeidae. Gene Ontology annotation, biological process: biological process involved in interspecies interaction between organisms. The transcript is spliced from 7 exons. The record is from RefSeq and is a predicted model, not a curated record. Gene Ontology annotation, cellular component: external side of plasma membrane.